AACACAGAUAAAAAAAAUUACCUACUUGGUCGUCUUGUUUUGUGUUUGGUGAAUAAAAUUUAAUAAAACAUUGCAAUGGCCCUUGUUGCUUACGAUAAUAGUGAUUCCAGUGAAUUUGAAGAUGAAGAUACCAAUUCAGCACCUAUUGCAGCCAUAAUACCCAAAGCAGAUGUACCAUCAACAUCCACAUCAAUAGCCAACACAACAUCAGAGAACGGUUUAAGCUCAGAAGAAGGGCGCAGCUUGUUCAACCUCUUGCCUCGGCCAUCAAGUAAGAAACCAGAAGUGGUGGAGGAGGAUGAUGAGUUUCUGCACAAGAAGGAGGUGGCUGCGAAUGUUGUGAAGCCUAAGGCUCGGAUCACAGUGCCUUCCCUCAGUGAUUUCAAAGAUGUGGAAGACGCUGCACCUACAAAACCUAAAACUGCCAGCACGAAAAAAUCUGGCCUUCUCAGUAUGCUACCUCAGCCAAAGAAUGCAGUGACAUCAACCAUAACAUCCAAAUCUCUCAUACCACAUGUGUUAACACAGAAGCCCAAAAAGUCAACUGUUAAGAAAAAAACAACUUUACCCACUCCGGCCAAACCAGCACAAGCUAAGACAUUAGGGAUAGCAUAUUCUGAUGAGAGUGACAAUGAUGAUGACGGGGAGCAAAAUGACUUCUUCUCAAUAAACAAGCCAGUUGAGCUUCCUGUAGCAGACUUGCCAUUAGACAUAGAUGGAAAUCCAGGAAAAAGUAUUGACAAAGUUCUGAAUAACCCCCCACCUGUUCAGAGGGAGGUGAGGAAUGUAGAGUCCUAUUUCAAACAGGAUGAGGUUGAAAAUCAUGUGGAAUUGCAGCCUGAUGAAAGUAGCUAUUAUGAUGAGCCAGCUAGCAGUUAUAGUGCAGGCAAUGUGAAUGGGGAAAGCUCUAGUAAUGAGUUGGCUUUAGACGAGGAAGCUAUACGUCAACUAUGCGGCACUCGAGGCAAGCAGAAGCGCGAGGAGAUCCAGCUAGUCGACGUGAACCAACAGGAGGUGCUGGCCGACUCCCGCGAGUGGCUGCUCAAGGGACUCAUGGACGACACCACCAAGCGCGUCUCGGCUAGCAAGAAGAAGGGCAAUGAACCCACCAACCAGCAGAAGAGGAAGCACCAGAUCACGUAUUUGGCUCAUCAGGCCAAAGCCAAUGAAGCGGAACUUCAAAAUCAAUGGGCGAACAACAGGAUGUCCAAGCGACAAACACAGUCCAAAUACGGGUUUUAGUACAUAUUUAUGUUUCAUCAUCAUUCAUGUAUCCAUUAUAUGUUUUUUAUAAGGUAAUCAUUGUAAAUAAAUAGUAAGUAAAUAUACCUUUUAAUACCUA
This is a messenger RNA of Plutella xylostella (diamondback moth), 1342 nucleotides long. Its product is annotated as proline-rich protein PRCC. Gene Ontology annotation, cellular component: nucleus. Lineage: Eukaryota; Metazoa; Arthropoda; Insecta; Lepidoptera; Plutellidae. The record is from RefSeq and is a predicted model, not a curated record.